Messenger RNA from Myzus persicae (green peach aphid), 429 nucleotides. RefSeq lists its product as uncharacterized. Lineage: Eukaryota; Metazoa; Arthropoda; Insecta; Hemiptera; Aphididae. Bases 1 to 429 code for a protein of 142 amino acids. The record is from RefSeq and is a predicted model, not a curated record. The transcript is spliced from 3 exons.
AUGUCACAGCUAGACAUCUUCGGUAAGUGCGUUGAUGAAAAUGUUAAUGUAUUUCAAGAUUUGUUAGAGAUCAGCCAGUUGGAAAUUACAGGUACCGGAAAGGACAUAUUUAUGAAAAUCAAGGAAUGUGUCGACAGAAAAGGAAAAACAAUUGGUUGCGUAGCUUUGUUAAAACCGUUCUUAGGCCGAAAAUUAUUUUCAAAUAAUUGUAUCAUGCAUCGGGAAGCUUUAUGUGCCAAAGAUAUGAAGUUGAAUGAUGUUAUUGAUCCUGCAGUACGCUGUAUUAAUUAUAUCCGAGCAAAAGCCCUUCAUCGAAGACAAUUCAGAAUUUUAUUUGAGGAUGAAAUAAAUGAAUUUGAGGUCUUGAAAUUUUUAGAAGAAAAGCAGGAAAUGACUAAUGAGCGAGAUCUACUUAAAAAUGAAUCAUAG